Parus major (Great Tit) is the source of this 12143-nucleotide messenger RNA. RefSeq names its product FRAS1 related extracellular matrix 1 (gene FREM1). Gene Ontology annotation, biological process: cell communication. Gene Ontology annotation, cellular component: membrane. The transcript has 35 exons. The coding region runs from base 342 to 6494 and encodes 2050 amino acids. The record is from RefSeq and is a predicted model, not a curated record. NCBI's taxonomy places the organism in Eukaryota, Metazoa, Chordata, Aves, Passeriformes, Paridae.
AUGAUCUCAUGUUCAGCCUGCAGCAGAAACACUGCUACCUGAUUAACAAGCCUUGAAAGGACUUUGAGAACAUACUCAUCAUUUUGUCAGGCUUGACCAAUGAAUUUUAUAAAAACAUAAGGAUAUUUUGUAAAUGUCUGCCCCAUAACUGCCCAAAUCUGCCUUGCCCUUCAGUCAAGGAGAGCCUGUUAAUAGAAAAUAUGCCAUACAUUUUUGCCUGUGAAUAAUAAUGCCUUCAUUAUAUGGUAAAAGUCUGCUGGUGGAGGAAGAAGACUCCUUUUAAGAAAUUUACUGUUAAGAAAUUUUUUCAGUGGUGAAAAAGGCUGGCACCCCCUUAUAAUAUGAAGCCAUUUGAGCAAAGCUCACUGUUUCUGCUGCUGCCAGUUGUGUUUAGAGUUGUGUGCUCCUCCUUUAUUAGUGUGAACCUUGGGAUGAAAGUGAUGAAGGGACAGUCUGUCUUCCUGUCAGAGGAAGACCUCAAGUUUUCCAUCCCCAGAGAGAAGGAUGUCUGCAAAGUAGAAGUUGUGAUUAAUGAGCCAAUAACACAGAGGGUUGGGAAACUUACUCCACAGGUUUUUGACUGUCACUUCCUUCCUAAUGAAGUCAAAUAUACCCACAAUGGAUGUCCAAUUUUAGAUGAAGACAUGGUCAUGCUUAGGCUGUACAGGUUUACAGAAACGGAAACAUUUGUAGAAACAUUCACCCUUCAUGUGCAGUUACUUGAGCCAGACUGUAACAUCAUAAAAAUGCGCUCCCAUGCUUUGGAGGUCCCUGAAUACUAUGGUCUGUCCAGGGUGAUUGACAAGAAUAUCCUCACCUUUGAUUAUGACAGAAAGAUAAACCUGGAUUGCUCCAUUUCCAUAAUCUCUUCAGAAACUCACCUGCCUGCUCACGGCCAGCUUAUCGCCUGGAAAGCGCAGCAAGAGCAGUUUCGUGGAGAUCAGCCACGGGGCUUCUUCCCUGGUACUGAGCACAGCCUGGGCCAGCACUGCAAAAAUGCGAGCUGUACACUGGGACCAGGAGUUAUUAACAACAAAAAGAUGAGCUGUGAAGAAUUUCUGGGGAUGGGAAUUCAGUAUCAACACCUCUACCCCCCCUCACCUGACACUGAUUACAUUCCCGUGAGGUUGGAUCUCUCAGACAGCAGAAGCAAAACUCUGCACAAGACAGAGUAUGCAUGGCUUCCUGUUCGGAUUAGAGGUGCUGUUCCCAACCAAAUACCCAAAGCUGCCCCAAUGGCAAAGUUCAUCCUGGAAUUAGAUCAAUUUAUUUUAACCCCUAUUACAACCACAACCAUUGAUGCCGAAGACAAUGAGACUCCAAAGUCCCUGCUUAUAUUCAACAUUACCAAGCCACCUCCACAGGGCUUUGUCACUCACCUCUCUGACCACACAAAGCCUGUUGGCUCCUUCACGUGGAAGGAUCUCAGUGACAUGCUCAUUGCUUAUCAGCCUCCAAAUAACAGCCACACGGAGAGGAGGAAUUAUGAGGUGGAAUUUGAGGUGCAUGACUUGUACUUCGAAAGGAGUUUACCAAUCACUGUGCAUCUUUCUAUCAGAACAACAGAUACAAAUGCCCCUCGUGUUUCAUGGAAUACAGGCCUCAACCUCCUAGAGGGACAAUCCCGACCCAUCACAUGGCAACACUUCCAAAUUGUGGACAAUGAUGACAUCCAAAACGUUCGCUUGGUCACAGUUGAUGGCUUACAGCAUGGGCGGCUGUCAGUGCGAGGACAGAAAGGAUUCAUGUUCACCGUCUCUGACAUUCAGGCUGGAGUUGUUCAUUACCAUCACGAUGACAGUGAUUCUACUAAAGACUUUGUGGUAUUUAGAAUCUUUGAUGGUCCCCACAGUAUUCGACAUAAGUUUCCAAUAAAUAUCCUCCCAAAAGAUGAUAGCCCUCCAUUUCUGAUCAGCAAUGUGGUCAUUGAAGUUCACGAGGGACAGAUAAUGCUGAUUCAGAGCUCCAUGCUUCAUGCUUCAGACAUGGAUUCCAGUGAUGACUACAUACUAUUCAAUAUUACCAAGCCAUCACAGGCUGGAGAAAUCAUGAAGAAACCAGGACCAAACUUAAUAGGGUAUUCUGUCAACAGUUUUCUUCAGAGGGAUCUAUUUAAUGGAAUAAUUUAUUAUCGUCAUUUGGGAGGAGAAGUGUUUGAAGAUUCCCUUGAGUUUGUGCUAUGUGAUAGCCAUGACCCUCCAAAUCUCUCAGAGCCACAGGUGAUGAUGGUUCACAUUAUCCCUGUGGACGACCAGCUACCCAGAGAAGCUCCAGGAGCGACCCGUCACCUGGUUGUUAAGGAGACUGAGAUUUCCCACCUAACUAAGAAACAUCUCCACUUCACAGAUGUGGAAGAGCAAGACAGGGAGCUCACAUACAACAUAACCACUUCCCCAUUUUUCUCUUGCAGCCAUGGCUACUCAGAUGCUGGGAAACUAUUUAUGGUGGACACCAUCCCCAAAUUGGUCAAGGAUCCUGCUGCUCUUGCACUGCAGUCAUUUACUCAGCAUGCUGUGAACUAUAUGAAAGUUGCUUACAUGCCACCCCUGCAGGACAUUGGACCUGAACCUCAGCAAGUCCAGUUUAUCUUUUCUGUCAGCAAUCAGCAUGGAGGCACUUUGUAUGGGAUCUGCUUCAAUAUUACAAUUCUUCCUGUGGACAAUCAGGCCCCAGAGGUCUUUACAACCCAUUUGAGAGUGGAAGAGGGUGGCAUGACCCCUAUUACAGAAGGACACAUUCUCAUCUCCGAUGCAGACACAAAACGGGAGCAUCUUUUCCUGCUCCUGCAGAGGCAGCCAGAGCAUGGGGUAGUGGAGCUGGAUGACAUUCCCAUGAAUGCAGGGGACAGGCUUUCCUAUGAGGACAUGUGCACCCUGGCAGUCAGAUAUCGUCAUGAUGGCUCAGAGACUCUCACUGAUGAUGUUUUCUUUGCAGCCACAGAUGGCAUCCAUUUUGUAGAGUUCAUCCUGCAGGUCAAGGUGCUGCCUGUGAAUGAUCAGCUACCUGUUAUGCAAACAGGCCUUGUUCCCGUGCUCCACUGCCUGGAGGGUGAAGCAGUAGUCCUCUCCUCACAGUACAUUUAUGCCACAGACGCGGACAGCGAUGACAUGGAACUGAUGUUCGUGCUGGCCCGCCAGCCCUACCACGGGGUAGUGAGGAAAGCUGGCAUUGCCGUGGAUCGUUUCUCCCAAGCCGAUGUCGUCGCUGGUUUAGUCACGUACAAGCACACUAGUGGUGAGAUUGGCCUGACUCCUUCCAUUGAGAUCUUAACCUUGAUUGUCUCUGAUGGUGAGGCUGGCCUAGAUGUGAAAGACUGCUGUUAUGAUGGGCCUCGUUCUCCUCCAGUUUCACGUGAUGAUCCAUUUCCUGUCUAUGACCUUAACAUCACUGUGCUUCCAGUGGACAACCAGCCUCCAUCAAUUGCAACUGGUGCAAGCUUUGUGGUGGAGGAGGGCUCCUCAGCAGCCCUUACUACCAAUCACUUGUUUGCCACUGACCCUGACACCACUGCAGAUGACUUAGAGUUUGUGUUGGUUUCUCCUCCCCAGUUUGGCUACAUUGAAAAUAUACUGCCUUCUCCUGGGUUUGAGAAGAGCAACAUGGGAAUAAGCAUAGUUUCAUUUCAGCUGAAGCACCUGAAAGCCAUGAAUAUAAACUAUGUUCAAGCUAGGCACUUGCAAAUGGAGCCAACAGAAGACAAGUUUGUACUUUAUGUCACUGAUGGGUUACAUAGAUCAGCAGAGAUCCCAUUUUUUGUGCUAAUCAGCCCAACCAAUGAUGAAGUUCCAGAAUUCAUAACCAGGAAUAUUACUGUUCAGGAAGGGGAGAUGAAAGAGCUGAACCUGUCUGUUAUCAAUGCGGUUGAUCUGGAUGUGCCUCAAGACCCUCUGGUGUUCAGGGUUGUGCAGAGGCCCUCAUACGGGUUCCUUAUUAAUGGUGUUCACGGCAGUGAUGUUCUACGCUAUAGAGACUUAAUUAACCAUGAUCACCACAGCCAUGGCUUGCUUGUUCAUGACUUUUCCAUGGAGCUACUGAGGAAUGGAAUGAAGCUGAUGUACAUGCAUGACAACUCUGAAAACCUCACUGACAGCUUUAGAAUUCAGCUAUCAGAUGGAAAACAUAAAGUCCUCAGAACCAUUUCAGUGAAAGUCAUUCCAGUUAAUGAUGAGAAACCAGUGCUGAGCAAGAAGAACAAUAUAGAGGUGAACGUAGGUGACACUAAAAUAAUUUCUAGCGCUGUUCUGUCAGCAGAAGAUAAAGAUACCCCCAGGGAGAGAAUUUACUACUUAUUUGAAAGACUUCCAGAAAAUGGUCAGCUUCAGCUCAAGGUAGGACCAGAGUGGGUGACUCUUCGAACAGGAAUGAAGUGCACUCAGGAAGAGGUGGAUAUGAACCUUGUGAGAUAUGUCCACACUGGAGCUAUGGGGUCCAAGAAAAAAGACAGGUUCACAUUUUACCUCUGGGAUGGGUACAACAGAUCCCCAGCUGUGGACUUCUACGUAAAUAUCAAGGACUUGGAAAAGGGAGACAUAGUGGUUUUUACGAAACUGUUAAGCGUGCCAAAAGGAGACCGCAGCUGCAUUACAACUGAUGUUCUCCUUGCACUGGAUGGUACUGACAAGCCGGAGGAGCUCCUUUAUGUGAUUACCUCCCCACCCCAGUAUGGACAAAUAGAGUAUAUCAGCUAUCCUGGCAUCUCCAUUACGAGCUUCAGUCAGAUGGAUGUAGCACGACAGAUUGUCUGCUAUGUUCACAAAGCCAAGGCAGCUGCUCGUGAAGAUACAUUCAGAUUCAUCAUCAGCAAUGGACUGAGGACUAAGCAUGGGACACUCAAGAUCGCCUUGGAGGCAGCUGACCAGGCUUUGCCCACUCUUUCUAGGAACAUGGGGUUAAGAUUAACAGAAGGAUCUAUGGCACUUCUUACUUCUGAUGUACUGCAGCUUUCAGACCCAGAUACUGCGGAAGAAAACCUUACCUUCGUCUUGGCUCAGCUCCCCCAGUAUGGGCAUCUCUAUUAUCAUGGGGAUGUGCUACUGCAGUUCAAUUUCACACAGCAAGAUGUGGACAACAGGGAUGUUGCAUACAAGCACCGAGGUGGGAAUUCCCAGAUUGACAGAUUUACAUUUGUUGCCACAGAUAGGACUAACCAAGGCUUCAUCGUGAAUGGGAGGGUGCAGAGCAAGCCAGUGGCAUUCACCAUUCAGGUGGAUCAUUUGGACAAAAUGGCACCAAAAAUCAUUCAUCUCCAUUGCUUUUCUGAUGUGGAACUGCUGAAGAAUGGCAAUUAUGGGAUCUAUAUUACUGCCAAGAACCUGAAGGCAUCUGACCCCAAUACAGAAGAUGACAAAAUAAUUUUUAAGAUUUUGCGAGGUCCUCAUUAUGGCUACCUGGAAAAUGUAACAACAGGUGGAUUCAUUCAGGAAGGAUUUAGCCAAAAGGAUUUAAACAGCAAAAUCAUACUUUAUGUCAUCAACCAAUCACAAGAAGUGAAUUCAGACAACUUGGAGUUUCAGGUGACAGAUGCCAGUGGAAACUCUGCAGCACCCCAAAGGCUGGAGCUGCGGUGGUCUCGAAUUGAAAUGCUGCAGACUGAAUAUGAGGUGUGUGAAAACAUGGGAGUGGUGUCUCUGAAAAUCACCAGGGCAGGACACUCGGGGGAGUCUGCCUUUAUAACCAUGAAGGUCAAUGAAAUAUCUGCUAGGCUGGGAAAGGACUUCACUGUGACUUCCUCCAAGCUUGUUCAGUUUGAUCCAGGAGUGUCAACCAAGAUGUGGAAUGUAGCAAUUACCUAUGAUGGAUUAGAGGAAGAUGAUGAAGUCUUUGAAGUAGUUCUGAACUCCCCUGUGAAUGCUGUUCUUGGCACACAGACAAAAGCUGUAGUGAAAAUUUUGGACUCAAAAGGAGGUCAAUGCAGCUAUUCUCGUUCUUCUGGCCAAAGCAAGCAUGACUUCUGGGGGAGAGGCACACUGUUUCCAGUUUCCUUGGGCUCCUCAUCACCUUCCAGGCCUGGCAGUGUUUCCUUGGAAGGGAUCCCACUGCCUCCAUCCAAAGGGAUGAGAGAGCACAGAGGGGACCUGCAGCAGGAGCACAGCCUGGCAAAUCGGUCAAGGACCAGGCUGAGAGUAACUGGAAAUGGCAGAAUAGUUCAGCCUUCAUCUGUAUUUAGAAAUGAAACAGAUGUGGUUUUCAAACAUCAUGGGAUUGUAUCACUCAAAACAGAGGAAGACGCCUCCUUUGCUGAAACCAACAAGAAGGCACAACCACAGAUAAAUGUCAUCUCCUCUAGGAAAACAGAAAUCCCACAGGCUGAUAAGGCAGAACUUGCAGUUCAACCAAGAUCAAGACAUAAGGAGAUAACUAUGAAGAAAUGUCCCUCUGGAUGGACUUAUCAUGAGGGCAGCUGCUACUUCCUGGUGGUGAAUCACAAGGUCACCUGGAACACUGCUGCUCAGGCUUGCAGAGAACACUCCUCCAGCAAUCAUCACCACCAAUAACUGCAGUGUUUCAGUUAUUAAUACUGAUUCUAUUGAUGUUUAAAUAUUUACAACAGGGAAAUAAAACUACCAUGGAGGUAGGUCCUCAAUUGUCAAUAGAUCAACAAACUAGAUAUUAAAUGAAAAUAUUUGAAUUGACUUUCAGUAAACCAGUAAAAAAAGUAAACUUUUUCCAUGAAAAAAAGAAUAAUAAUUUAUUGCUACAAGAAUGACAUAAUUUUAAGCCCCUGUUCAUUUGUUUUGCUAGAAUUUUUCUGUUAUACAGAACAGGGAAAAGACCCCAAGCAUUGUGAAAGUUGAUUCACUAACAGUCUGCAAGUUUUUGAGACAACCUUGCAAACCUCAAAAAGCGUCCCUUUUUGAGACAUCCUUGCAAUCCUGACUUGAUGGACUUGGGAGUUGGCUAUACAAAAACUGUACAGCAGUAGGUAGGCUGAAAAGUGUCUGAAGAAGGGCCACAAAGAUGAUGAAAGGACAGUAAAGCCUGCCAUGUGAAGAAAGAAGGCAUAGGGGAACCCUUAUAACCAAAUUUCAGUAUUUAGAGGGUAGCAGAAGAUGGUGACUCUCUUUUUACAAGGAGUCACAUAGAAAAGAUGAAUAGCCAUGGGAAAAAGUUACUCCUGGGAAGAUUCCAAUUACAUAGAAGGAAAUUUUUUUUUCACUGUGAGAUCAGCCUUUAGAAGACUCUCCCCAGGGAGAUUCCCCAACAUCAGAUGCUUUUAAGGUUCACCUAGUUAGAUUGCUGGUCCAUCUCAUGUGGACUGUCCUUUUGCCAAGAAAGGUUGGAAUCAGAUGAUCCUUGAAGUUCCUUCCAACCUGAUAGUCUGUGAUUCUAUUCCAUCAAAGCCAUGCUACCAAUUUAUUGUGGAAGUAGUUGUUGUCUGGACGUAACUACAUAUGCAUGGGCUAAUGCAAGCCUAUUGGAGUUCUUGUUGACAUAUAUUGUAUACAUCUGUUAGAGGUGGAAUACAACGCUUUUCUUCAGUUCCCAUGUACAGGGGUAGAAGCAGACAAAAAUAUGUGCUUGCCUUGAUGCAAGUCUCUGUGUGUCAGUGUUAAACUGGAGAUGGGGGAGGCAGACAGGGAGAUCUCAGUUAAUUGAUGUGAAAAUCUCGCACUGCUUCUAACCCUUCUCCAAUUCAUUGGAGAGAAAGGUGGUUUAAGAACUCAUUUUUCUAGCUUUGUUUUUAUGCAUGAAGAGGCUCUUGGCAACGUGAAGAGAAGCAUCUGGGGGAUAUUACGGCUGAGUGAUCCCACAGCAGCCUGAUUUAGAAGCAAUUUUGAUGAUUUAUGCCACAGCUCUUGUUUAUCCAACAGGAACAUGUCCUCCCCAAGGGUCAGUACAGCAGGGCUCACUCGUAUGUGAGAUGGUUUCACUUCUGCCACUGAAGGGAUGGAAGAACUGGAUAUAUAGAACCCACAGUUGUGUCUUUUGCCUUGUUAGUCAUAUUAUACCUUUAUCUUUUUUGAAGUUGAAUAUUUAAUUUAAGCUAAAAUAUGAUUAGAUUUCAGGUCGUUUACUGCUAGCUGUGUAAGGCAGGACAUGUUAUUUUGUUUGAUGGUUCUAUAUCAGUUAUAUGUGGCCUCAGUCCUUGGGAAUCACAGGCAGAACCACAUCUAAAGUAAUAUAUUAGAUUCUUCAUAAUGGUUCAGUGUUCUCUGGUGCAAAGCAGGACAGCAGCCCUCUUCUCCCAGUACUGGUUUGCUAACAAAUAUGGUUUAACUCAUUGUGUGUUACUCCAGCAGAGGAUCCCGGUACCUAGAGUCAUUUUAAAGGCCUUGUUUACGCUGUCUGACUUUCAGCUGCUAGUCUGGAAGUGCAGGGCUCCUGUAAGCACUGCAUCAUGUCUGCCACACUCAUCUGAAUGUUCUGAAUUACACGAGGUGUUGAUACACUAGAAACCUAUUUCAAGGUAUCACAUAGCUCCUUAGGUGACCAAACAAAAGGCUGAUAUAAGCACAGUCUUUCAGUCACCACCCCCACCACCCCCUUCACCAUCAGUAUAGGACACGGAUUUACUACAGCAGUUCAAGUAAAAUCCCAUAGAUACCUUUAUACUUAGUCAAGUUGUUUUUGCCAAUCUUAAAUUUACCAAAAUGAUACAAGACUCUGAAAUAUAUCACACAAUUUAAAGGAAAAUCAGUAAAGUCUUUGUGCUAAGUACUUUCUAUAUAAUACUUCAAGGUCAAAAGCUACCCAAAUUGUUUCCUUAAUUUGUGCAACUGCUCUAAGAUAAAGUAUGCUCUUAACUAAAUAAGAAAAAUCAUAAAGUAUGCAGGAACAAUUUUAAGUGGAUGGUUUAGCCCAGAAAAAAGUGAUGUGUGUGGGUUUAUUGUAGCUUCUUUUGGUUACGGUUUGUCUGUUUUUGGUUUUUUUUUUUUUGUUUCUUUCCCUAAUAAGGAAUUAUAACCUCUUAUCUUGACUAAUUUACAUUAGGAAGUGUUAGAAGCAAACAACUCCAUAAAUAACCUUAUCUAGUAAUUUCCGGUGUCUGAUGCUAUGCCUCAAGGUUCAGUGAGUAGCACUAUGGAAGUGCUGUGUUCUUUCAGGAUGCUUCUCAUUUCCCUGAAAUACAUAAUCCCCCUAACUAGGUGUAACAAUUAGAACAGUUGUUCCCUCUUCAGUACUGUGUUUCUUGAGCUGUACUUAGAAAGCACUCCUACAGAGAAAACAUUAAACUACAACAUAAUUAUUGCAGUGCUUUCCUUUCACAGCGAUGAAGUUUCUCCCUGGUACAUGGAUUGAAGUCCGAAACUGUUAUUGCUCAGACUAUACCUGUAUGUCAUAAAUGAUAGAGCGUUUGCUGAUACACACUGAUGCUUUUUGGUUUCACAUUUUCUAGGACAAUCAGAAGUAAGAUAUGCUCACCUAAAGUAAAUUACUUAGUUCCUGGGUUUUGAGUGUCCUUAAACAGAAGCCAGAUAAAAUGCUCCAUUUUUGUUCUUGCUCACCUAGUAAUGAUACCACAGAAACUGCUGCACAAACCUCUUCUCAGGUCCAUUGGGUCAGUGCAAUCACAUUCACUGUGAGGCAGAAUGGAAGGCUGCUGCUAAAGCAGUUAGCCUGGGAGAACAUCCUGAAUUAACAAUGCUUGCUUUUCUUGUCUGUAGAAGGUGGUGGAGUAUGAAACUUCCCGGCAGUGUCUGUCAGUGUAACAGCUUUGUUCCUAGCUUACUGGAGAGUCUGUGCCUGGCAGAUCUGCCCAGAAGGGUGGGACAUACAGGCAUGUCUCACCAUGAUGAGAGGCACAGCAGAAGCCCUGCUAACACCUUCACAGGGUGCAGAUUUGGGGGCCUCUGCCACAGUGGGUGCACAAUCCUGACCCCUACCAGACAGUGCUGAGGCUGUUCUGCCACACCUCUAGGUGAGGAGAGUGUACAUCUGUAUGUCAGCGUGAUCUUACAUGCAAGAAUGCAUGUGGGCUCUGGUGGCCCAGGAGCUCAGAGAGCCCCUGAUGAGCCCCACAUUACUGCACAGUGCUUGCCCCAGGGCAGCUAUGAUUGCAGGGUGAGGGCUAACCCCUGGCUGUCCUGCUGGCCUUGGCAGAUCUACCAUGCAGAGGGCAACUCCAACCCCUGCUGCUUUGGUUGGCCUGCAGGGAUAAUGGAGGAGGACUUUGCAGAAGGAGCAUCCCCCCUCAGAAACACAAUGAAUUUAUUUCAUAUCCUGAUCUUGUGGGCCUAAAUUAAGGAAUAGUCCAGAUUUCAUGCAGUAAGGACCGUGCAGAAUAUUAUGGAUUACUGCUUUGAACUUCUCCUCAUUUAUGUCUUUCGUGCUUCCCUAUCUUGCAUGGCAUCAUAAGGAAUCCAUGGGAUCAGUACUCUUAGAAGUCAUACAGGGCAACAAAAGGAAUGGAGCUCCAGGCAUGGAUCUCUAACUAGGCAGCAGGCUUAAUGGUGGGCUUUCACUCUAAUAUCUAUUCAUGGUCUCCAUAGUUGGCUCAAGUUGGCUAUGCCAUUCUUCAGGCCUGGUUGUUGCCCCAGGUCUUAAAGAACAGUCAUCACUUCAUCUGGGGCAAUAGUGAUCUUUUGUCUCUGUUAUCUAGCAAAAGUAAUAAAAUUAAAGAAAUCCUUAUAGUACCAUUUACUUAUUCUGAUGUUAAAAACAUUUUUUUGCUCUCCUAAAAUGUUUUUAUGAGCAGUGUUUUUCGCUCUGGCCCUAUCAACUGUCACCCAGGAUAUUCUGGGAGGCUGAAGGGGUUGGCAUGACUUAUAGACUGAGCAGCAAUCAGAAAUAUGGGACAAAAGAAAUGUCAGCAACAGAGGCUCAGCAUCAGAGGGAUGGCAACACCAGCUGUGACAUGUAAAAAGGUGAUAUGAUAUCAAUGCAAACACCAAGAUGGAUAAAUAAGAAAGUGGAGCCACUGAUGGCUGACAGUUCCCAGCAAAUGUGAAGAAUGACAUAUGUCCCUUAAUGUCUGAAGAUUUAGCCUGAUCUCUACAUGACUUAAGAGUAGCCUUAAGAUAGGUGGUGCUUGUAUGUUUGGUACUGGUUGGAAAACUUGUCAGUGGCAAGGCCACUCAGUGGCUAGGGUUUGCAAACUCUCCUUUGGAACAGGCACACCAUAAGUACACACACAGAGCAGAGCUUAUGCGUUGACUUAGUUCACAGUCUGCUUAAUACAAACCACAGCUUCUCUCCAAUCUGAACUAAAUGUAGUCACUGCAGGCAGCCCUCUAAAAAAUGCACUGCUUUUUCAGUCUUUUCAGAUACCAAAUUUCUUGUGAUGAACAGGGGGACCUCAUGGGAUACCUGCAUUUACUGUGUGCAGGUUCACAGGAUGGAGAACCAGAAUGCCUCAGCUGAAACCAAAAAUUUUGAAGAGGAUGAAAAUGCAAACAAAAAAAGGGCUGAGAUAGCAGGAGAGGAAGGAAAUGGGGGGUGGUGGAGGGGGUGAUUGAUGUAACAGCCUGAGUGUUGAUUUUAGAGAAUGUGUGUGACAGGGGAGAUUUAGAUCAGAUGGUGCUCAGGCACUGGAACAGCCUCCCCAGGGAAAUGGUCACAGCACCAACCUGAUAGAGUUCAAGAAGCAUUUGGACAAUGCUCUCAGGCUCAUUUUGUGAUUCUUGGGGCUGCCCUGUGCAGGGCCAAUAAUUAGUUUGAUGAUCUUUGUGCAUCUUUUCCUCCUCAGGGCAUUCUAUGACUUUGUGAUUAUAUGAUUACUUCUCAAAACCACAUUACCACUUAAAUGUAUUACCCAAAGCUUCAGUAUUGUCAAAAUAUGAUUUUAAAAAGAUAUCUCCUGCUCUACUACCAAAUAGGUGAAGUUGUAUCUUUCAGUGGCUUGGAUUUCAGUGUAGGAAGUUUAUUAUUUCAUGGAAAAUAAGGUAUAAAGAAUUAUACCAAUAGUUUAAAACAUGGUUUAUGAGUAUGAGGCACAUAUUUUCUGCACACAUUUCCUUCAGUUGCCCAGCUGAUUUAUUUUUUCUGUUAGAAAAAUCAGACUAGGACUUUGGUUCCUCCCCAUGUAAUCCACAAUUUUAUGACCUCAUCUUAAGGUAAUUAAUUAUUCCUUCAUGCCAGUAAGUUGUGAUUUUCCUGUGACUCAUUAUUUAUAUGCUUUAUAAUAGAAUCGACAUCCAUUGUUGAUAAGUUGAUGGGAGCAGUCUGUCACUCUGUGGAAUGCUAACUACUCUGUCCUCUCUUGC